Molecule: messenger RNA, 775 nt
Organism: Lotus japonicus
Lineage: Eukaryota; Viridiplantae; Streptophyta; Magnoliopsida; Fabales; Fabaceae
Product: FAD-linked sulfhydryl oxidase ERV1-like
Exons: 6
Coding region: 82-630 (182 amino acids)
Cellular component (GO): mitochondrion
Molecular function (GO): flavin adenine dinucleotide binding; flavin-dependent sulfhydryl oxidase activity
Source: RefSeq, a predicted model, not a curated record
CUAUGGUUAUGCUGAAUGUGAUUGUGAUUGUUACUUUUUGUUCUCCCAUGUUUUCUCUCCCCAACUCAGCUAUCAAGUAACAUGUCUGAGAAUCAUCCACUUCAGGCCUUGUUUCAUAGCUUUGACCAUGUCUCCAAUUUCGUAGGACUUCAUGUCCAGUCCUCUGGUAGAGCCUCUCUUUUCUCCAUCAAAGCCCCACUUGCAAAAACAACAUCUUCUCUACAAUCUGGCGAUAACAUCCUCAAGGGAAAGUCUGCUCCCCCCGUGACUAAAGAAGAGCUUGGGAGGGCAACAUGGACUUUUCUUCACACUCUUGCUGCUCAGUAUCCAGAUAAUCCUACAAGACAACAGAAGAAGGAUGUCAAAGAACAUGUACAGAUCUUGACGCGAUUGUACCCUUGCAAGGAAUGCGCAGAUCACUUUAAAGAAGUUCUUAGAGCAAAUCCUGUCCAGGCUGAGUCGCAUGCUCAUUUUUCUCAUUGGCUAUGUCAUGUGCAUAAUGUUGUCAAUAGAAGCCUUGGUAAACCGGUAUUUCCCUGCGAAAGAGUUGAUGCAAGGUGGGGCAAACUGGAGUGUGAGCAGAAAGCAUGUGAAAUUAUUGGAAGCACAUCAUUUUUUGGGAAGAUAUAGUAGAAUUUUAUUUCAAAAAUGAUAGCUGCAUAUAUCAUGUGAAGUAUGUGCUACAUUUGGAUAAUUGCUAUGAGUAGGUAUGUGCAGAUAUUCCAUUAGCCAUUUUUUAUAUUAUUCUUAAUUUAUUAAAUUUUCGCAUACCUUA